Brettanomyces nanus is the source of this 2640-nucleotide messenger RNA. RefSeq lists its product as uncharacterized. NCBI's taxonomy places the organism in Eukaryota, Fungi, Ascomycota, Pichiomycetes, Pichiales, Pichiaceae. Gene Ontology annotation, cellular component: nucleus. The coding region runs from base 1 to 2640 and encodes 879 amino acids. Gene Ontology annotation, molecular function: transcription cis-regulatory region binding; zinc ion binding; DNA-binding transcription factor activity, RNA polymerase II-specific. The transcript has 2 exons. The record is from RefSeq and is a predicted model, not a curated record. Gene Ontology annotation, biological process: positive regulation of transcription by RNA polymerase II.
AUGAUCCCUAUGGCUUUCCCUCAGACCGUGAAAAGUACUAGAAGUCGCCGGGGCUGUCAUGCUUGCAAAAAAGCAAAGACCAAAUGCGAUGAGAAACAGCCUAUUUGCUCCAACUGUUUGAAAUCUGGAAAAAAAUGUGAUUACUCGAUCAAGUUGGUUUGGGGGGGAAGGCCCUACAAGAAACCGAAGAUUGAGAAGCUUAAUGUUAUCGCAACGUUAUCGAGGAAACAACUGAACCAGCCAGUUACUCAGAUUCCGUUGCCAUUUGAUUCUUGUCAAAAUGAGAUAGUUAAGAGGUCUACUGCGACCGUUGCGGCGGCAGCAGCGGCGACGGCGGCUAGGACUUCGUCCAUUUCCCCUGCAAACAAAUCUUCUGUGGCCUCCGAUAUCGUUGAGACUGAAACUAUCGUAAAAUCAGAGAAUCUUUCUUUACCAUUGGAUCAGCCUUCAGAGGAAAAUGAGGUCAUUCAACUGGUAGACGACGAUUUGACGGCCAUUCCAUCACCUAGAACGUUUCUCAGUCCAUCCGGAAACCUUCAGUAUCUUCUCAAGAUGUCCAGCAGCGAGUCCAGCACAAACGACAAUAACAAGUCGAGGGUGGAAUAUGCUUUCUUGGAUGAGUCGUGUGCUCCUCGGAUUUAUACGGAGCCGGAAGCCGGCAGUUUUGAUGAAGGCAUCAAAUCAAUGUCAAACGUUAUGGAAAACAUUAUCAGCGAUGACGUUAUCCAGACAAAUCCUUGGGCAUUUUUAGAAGAUUUAAAUAGGGACCAAUUGGAACUGAUGUCUGGUCACACUUUUGUUGGAACCGACCUCGAUGGAAUGCCUCAUUCAAACUUGUCUCUUGAGCAGAGUAUGGAAACCCAUCCUUGUCCUCCGGCAGAUCAUAUUCUUACUGAUGAUGAUAACGAUGGCGUACCAUACAAGCAGUUAGAUGACUUUGCUUACGACUUAAAACAAAUAGCAGAACUAAAAAAUACCAGAUCAUCCAAUUUACACUCUGUUCCUAUCAUCUACGAGAAAAAACAACCGCAUCAUCAUCGUUAUAACCAUAUAGACUACAGCGAGAAGCAGGACGACAUAUUAAGCCAUACAGCUGCUCUUGCACUUGGUAGUUCUGGAAUUAGAUCUCCAUCUUUCUCUUCAACCUCUUCAGAUUCCAUCGAAUCCAUCCCAAGAGGUAUUUUGCCAUUGCCUGACAUGCUCUUGAAUGUUCCUUACUAUUACGAAUCGUUCAACUUCUUUCUCAACUCAACAUCACUUCUCCUCACCCCUGCGGAUUCUACAAUCUACGCUAACAAUCCCUUCAAAAUCCUUCUUCCGAAGUUGGCCAUGCAGAACGAUGGCCUACUGUCUAUCCUAGUGGCAUUCGGUAUAGCACACAAGAACACGCUUUUACAUAGACCAAUUCCUACGGAUAUUGUCGAAUCCCUUAUGAGUCGAGCUCUCAGAGAUUUGUUGGUACUUCUUGAUAAUAGUAGUACUUCGACAAGUGAUCUCACUUUAACUCUAGUUCUUUUACUAAGCUCUUUCAUGGCAUUCACCUUCAAAUCUGACAAAUGGAGGGUUCAUGUGAAAGGUGCUCGACAGAUCUUGCUUCUGAGAGGUUACAGUAAACCAUUUUCCAGAUUAGUGACCGAUUUUCGGAACGACAACUCUCCUACUGCCACUUAUAUGAACAAUGAGAUCAAGCAAUCCAGACUACUUUAUUUUCUUAUUCGUUGGUUCGCCUAUAUCGAUAUCUUUACAGACUUGUCAUCACCUUUGGAGCCAUCCGAUAAGGAGAUUGGAAGGUAUAUUUCUAAAAAACGCUCUUUACUGCGACAGCAGCAGGUUCAGCCAGUACUUUCUCCACUGACGGAACAUACUUUAGAUUCGUCUUUAUUUGACCUUGGAUUUGACGAUGCCCCGACUGGAUAUCACAGGCAGCAGCCACAACAACAAGAACAAAAGCAAACAGACCGGCAGCAAGAACAACAGAUUGAUUACAACAUCACAAGUGAUGCUAACUUCAUAAAGGACGAAUCCCAUAAAGAUAUAGACUAUAUUUUGGGUUUCAACCUCAAAUUUCUUCCGCUCUAUUCACAGCUCUGUAAGUUAAUCAAGCAUAUUAAUGUGCUAAAAUGUGUUCAUGAGUUGGAAAAUCCUAGAUCAGAGUUUCACAUUAGCCCCAAGGUCAUCGAGAGGUCAUUACAAGUCGAAUUGAAGUUCCGAAAAUUGGGUAAGAUCGAGUUUGAUACCGACUAUUCUAACAAUUCCCGUUCUUUCAAUUUUAUCGUGGCCUCUAACCACUGUUUCUUGCUCAUGGGGUUGAUCCAGCUUUACAGGAGAGUUCUUCAAAUACCAAGAAAGUCAAAACUUGUUCAAGAGAUGUCAAGUUCCAUUAGUGGACUGACAAUGGACUUCAUAGACACUGCUAACUCGCCUUGUUCACUUUGCCUCAUCUUACCCAUCUUCGUGGGAGGAUGUGAAUGCGAGAGCUUCAAAGAUCGUCUAAUUUAUCGUGAAAAGAUGAAGGAAUUGGUAGACCAGGGGUCACCUUGUGCAGCUGUGGCUACCGAGAUUAUGGAGAAAUGCUGGGCCACGGGCAGAGAUUGGAACGAUAUCAUGCAUUCCGAGAGUAUAAAUGCGGUGUUUCUAUAG